AGCAUCCAUUCGCAUACAACAGAUUCGUGUUCGUUUCAUAACAAAGUUCGCCCUGUCCGAAUAUCUCUUACGCCACCACCCAACAAAUCUCAGCCGAGUUCAAUGCAAUCCUAGCCGUCGAUUGUAGCCAGUUUCUCAUGGAUACGCCGUCCGAUCGCCGCUGCAAGCGAAGCGCGGGACCGAACAAAUGGCGGUGCAGCGAAACGUCGUCGCCGGGAAAGUCGUACUGCGAGAAGCACAUGGUCCAGCUGAAGCAGCAGACGCAGAAGAGGAAUCAGAGAGACGGAGACGAAAAUAGAGAUUCCGGCGAGAUAUUAGGCGGGAGAGGGGACGCCAGCGGAUCAAAUAAUAAUAAUAAGAAGAAGAUGAACAAGAAGGAGGUGAGCGAUGGAUUGGCUGGGGAAGCGAGCGAGUCCGACUCCCACUUGAAACACAUUUUGACCAAAGAGCAGAAGAACAACUUCUCUGCGUAUAAGAGAGUGAAAGUUGAUAAAGGCGUAACUAAUUCCCAACAAUCUCUGUCUACGUUCAAUAAGGGUGCAGGACAGGGUAAUUCCAGCGAAGGAAAUGGUAAUUCCGGUGAAGGAAAGAGUAAUUCCGAUAAAGGACAAUGGAGGCCCGCUAAGUCCGAGAGUAAAGCCCUGGAGAAGGAUGAGUCCAAUAAAAACAAGAAGGGGAGUUUAAUGUGUCAUCAAUGUCAGCGAAAUGACAAGAGUGGUGUCGUCUUCUGUUCCAACUGUAAUAGGAAGCGUUAUUGUUAUGAGUGCCUUGAAAAGUGGUACCCUGGGAAGACAAGAGAGGAAGUUGAGGAUGCAUGUCCAUUUUGUUGUGGCAACUGCAAUUGCAAAGCUUGUUUGCGGGAGGUUCUGGUUGUGAAGCCUUGCCAUAAGGAACUAGAUGUCACUGUGAAACUACAGCGGUUGCAGUACCUGCUAUAUAAAGUUCUGCCUGUUCUCAGAUGUAUUCAUAAGGAGCAGAUAUUUGAACUAGAAAUUGAAUCCAAUAUACGAGGUGUUCAAUUGACAGAAAUGGAUAUAACAAGAAUCAAACUGGAUAAAAACGAGCGUCUAUACUGUGACAAUUGCAAUACAUCCAUUGUUGGUUUCCACAGAAGCUGCCCCAACCCUAGUUGUUCUUAUGAACUGUGUCUCAACUGUUGUAAAGAACUAAGGGGAGGACACCAGCCUGGAGGUAAUGAAGCAGAAACAUCUCAACAACAGUGUCUAGAAAAAGCUUAUUCUCAAGUUACUGGGAGAGAGGGCUAUAUUAAUGCACAAAUGCAAAGACUUGGGGGUGAGAGCCAAGAGACCCCUGCUUCUAAUGAUUCUAAAGCUCUUAUGUCCUGUCACUUUCCUGAUUGGAGAGCUAAUACUGAUGGUAGCAUUCCAUGCCCUCCAAAAGAGCGUGGAGGUUGUGGUACUGCAAAACUAGAGUUGAAACGCAAUUUUAAAGCUAACUGGAUAAUAAAGCUUUUAGAGAAUGCAGAGGAUCUUACUAGUAAUUACAAGUCGCCAGAUUCUGAUUUAUCUCAAGGAUGUUCUACAUGCCUGUCAAAUAUUUCUGGUGGGAACAAGGAUAUAAUUUCUGAUCUGAGACAAGCAGCGUUCAGGAAAAACAGUGAUGAUAACUUCUUAUACUGCCCGAAUGCUGUUGACAUGGCAUAUGAUGAAAUUGAUCAUUUUCAGAGACACUGGAUGAGGGGUGAACCUGUGAUUGUCAGAAAUGUUCUUGAAAAGACAUCUGGUCUUAGUUGGGAACCAAUGGUCAUGUGGAGGGCUUUUAGAGAAACAGGUGGUAAUGUAAAGUUCAAAGAAGAGACUAGAAGUGUGAAGGCCAUUGAUUGUUUGGAUUGGUGUGAGGUUGAGAUUAAUAUUCACCAAUUUUUCAUGGGCUACUCAGAGGGCCGUGUGCAUAAAGAUGGCUGGCCUGAGAUGUUGAAAUUGAAGGAUUGGCCCUCAUCAACAUUGUUUGGGGAGCGUUUGCCCAGGCAUGGUGCUGAAUUUAUAGCGGCACUCCCCUACAGUGACUAUACUGAUCCAAAAUCAGGUCUUCUGAACCUUGCUACAAAACUUCCUGAUGACUCGCUGAAACCUGAUUUGGGACCCAAAACAUAUAUUGCAUAUGGGUUUUCCGAAGAGCUUGGUAGAGGUGAUUCAGUGACAAAGCUGCACUGUGAUAUGUCUGAUGCGGUUAAUGUACUGACACACACAACUAAGGUGAUUAUUGAUUCCUGGAAACUCAAAUAUGUUAAGAACACACGGAAGAAACAUGCAGUUGAGGACUUUCAUGAACUUCAUGGUGAAAUAGAUGAGGCUGGGGAUGGAAUUAAAGGACAGCUGCUUAACCGAACUCGUGAACAUGAGAUUAUUUCUGAAUGUACAACAAAUGGGAAGUUAAAGACACAAGGCAGACAUCAAUCUGAAGAGAAAAAAUACUGCUCAUCUUAUCAACUUGAAGUUGCUGAAAGGAAUUUUCCCUUGGGUAAUAGGGUCAGUACAAGCUCUUCUCCUACUGCUGAAAUUCGGUGCCUAGCAAAUGGAGUUGAAGCUGAGAAUGAAGGCGUAGUUGAUACAACUGUUCAAGAAUGUGUUCAAUCUUCUAAUGAAAAAGUGACAAGGAAGCUUAAUGAGAAAGAAGCUUUAGGGAUUUCUUUUCCAGGAAAUGAUGGAGUUAAUGAUCCAGGAUCAAAAGAGUCGAGUCCAGACUCAUCAAAGGAUUCUCUUGAAAAUAAUGAACAACAGGAGAUUGGCCAUGGUGGUGCUGUUUGGGACAUCUUCCGUCGGAAAGAUGUUCCUAAGUUGAUUAAAUACUUGGAAAGGCACAAGAAGGAAUUUCGCCACAUCAACAAUAUUCGUGUAAAAUCUGUUAUUCAUCCAAUUCAUGAUCAGACUUUUUUCUUGAAUGAGAGACAUAAGAAACAACUGAAGGAGGAGUUUAAUGUAGAACCUUGGACAUUUGAGCAAUACCUUGGUGAAGCUGUUUUUAUUCCAGCAGGAUGCCCUCAUCAAGUUAGAAAUAGACAAUCUUGUAUAAAGGUCGCACUUGAUUUUGUAUCUCCCGAAAAUGUUGAAGAAUGUGUCCGGUUAACUGAAGAGUUUCGGUUGCUCCCAAAGAACCAUAGAGCUAAGGAAGACAAGUUGGAGGUUAAAAAGAUGACACUAUAUGCUGUAAGUUGGGCUGUGAGAGAAGCCAAAAGUCUCAUGUCAAAUCUCGAUAAAUCGAACCAAGAGAAAGACUAAGACCACCAGUUGGAGCCAAAACCAGAUACAGGAAAAACUAGGAGCACCAGUUGGGGCCAAAAAAUAAAACCGGAUGGUUUUCCUGCCACUAUUUGUGAAGAUGCAAAACCACAGUAUUAUUAUUAUGCUGUUGUACAAUAAUAUUUUUAAGGAAAUAAAAUAGUUAAUGUUAAAAUAAAAUAGCUCAAGAACAUAUUGGUUAAUUGGCUAUAUUAUAUAUAUGGACAUGGGCAUAUACUA
Molecule: messenger RNA, 3479 nt
Organism: Corylus avellana
Lineage: Eukaryota; Viridiplantae; Streptophyta; Magnoliopsida; Fagales; Betulaceae
Product: Transcription factor jumonji (jmjC) domain-containing protein
Biological process (GO): regulation of transcription by RNA polymerase II
Cellular component (GO): chromatin; histone deacetylase complex
Molecular function (GO): chromatin DNA binding; histone H3K9 demethylase activity; transcription coregulator activity
Source: RefSeq, a predicted model, not a curated record